AGAAAUAAGAAAACAAAAAAAAAAAAAAACAAAAACAAAAGAAGAAAUAAAAAACAAAGAGACAGACAGCAGAGCAAUAUUCUAAAGGUUUGUUUUGUUGCUUUUGUGAGAAAACAUUGUGAGAGAAAUUGAAACGAAAUAAUUUUAAGAGGCGAAGAAAAGCGAAAACAUCGAAAAACUUCUAGCUGCUGCAAAACAAACACAAAAUAAAAAGAAGAACAAGAAGAAGGAGAAAAAGAAAAAAAACGUGACAAAGCGUAAACGUUUCAGCCGCCGAAGUCGCACGCAGUCGUUUAUCUAAAAAUAUCUAUCGUCAGUGUUUGCGACACUCUCUAUUUGUGCUCGAACAGAAACAUAAAUAAUCAAAGCAACACCAAAAAUAACAACAAUAAUAAAUAGCAGCAACAGUAACAGCAACAUCAAAAUCAACAUCAACACCAAAAAAGCAAUAGCAUUGGCUUCUUUCGCUUCGGACGCUGCUGUAUUAAUCUGAAUAUUUACCGCACGCACCACUGUAUUCACAUUCAAUACGUACUUAACGAGUGAUCGAAAUUUGGUUGUUAAAAUUCGCAACAGUAGACAAAGAUAAAACAAAUCACACAAAAAAGAAGCCAAUCGAGGAGACUCAUUAUUAUUAUUACUGCAGUUAUAUAUUUAUUAUUAUUAUUAUAUUAAUGAUAUAGAUAUCGGCGAGAUAUCUUCUAAUUGCCUGCCUUUGUAACUUGCAACGUAAAAAGCCAUUCUGGAAAAUAUUGAAUCUCAGUCGCUCCAUUUCUCUUCUUCUUUGUCUCGCCUUCUUGUACAAACAUCACAGACACAUAUAAGUUUUCGAUAAUUGUGUUAUAAUUAUUAUAAAAAUAUUGACAACAUUAUCUGGCAAUACGUCAUCUCAAUUACAUCAUUUAAGAGUAAUUGAAAGUACAACAAGAAGAACAACAACAGUUCCAAAAACAUUUCUAAUAAUAGAAGUCGUCAAAAUUCAAUUUUUUCGACUUCUAUUGAUUGCUUGCUUGCAAGGGCGCUUUUGUUUCACCAAACGCCUUAAUUAACAACACAUUCAAAAUUCUACCUAUAGCGGCAAAUUUUAAAAUUCAUCCACAAACAAUGCAUAAGAUGGCAGCACCGAGCGGAGCAGCGCCGACGGCGGCUCUUGAAGCUCCCCUAUCAGCGCCCAAAUAUGGUACACUGAUACCGAAUAGAAUUUUUGUAGGCGGUAUAAGCGGUGAUACCACUGAAUCCGAUUUAUGUCGCGUCUUUUCCGCCUACGGUAAUGUUAAAUCAACUAAAAUUAUUGUGGAUCGCGCUGGUGUUAGCAAGGGAUACGGGUUUGUUACGUUCGAAACGGAACAAGAAGCUCAACGCCUGCAAACUGAUGGUGAAUGCGUUGUGCUCAGGGAUCGUAAAUUAAAUAUAGCGCCAGCCAUAAAAAAACAGUCUAUUGUGGCUACAAAUGGUGCUGUUUAUUACACUACCACACCACCAGCCCCCAUUAGCAAUAUGCCUAUUGAUCAAUUUGCCGCCGCAGUUUAUCCACCAGCAGCAGUUAAUGAUUUUACAGCCGCUGCUGCAGCUGGUGUGCCAACAAUUUACCCACCUUCAAUGCAAUAUCAACCAUUCUAUCAAUACUACAGUGUGCCAAUGAAUGUACCCACCAUUUGGCCCCAAAAUUAUCAAGUAGAACCAACUUUAUUGGCCUACGGAGGCACCAAUGCAGCGCAACUUUAAAUUCAACUAGAUAAUUUAUUUUAUAUAUCCAUAGAUAUAUAUAUAUAUAUACAUUUUUUCUGUUUGGCUAGUUUUAUGUUUUUUGUAACAAAAAACACAUGUUAAGUUUUAGUUUUUAGAAAACUCGAAAUGCUCUGAAUGCACAGAAAAACACUGUGCCACAGCGCUUAUGUAUUUGCAUACAAGAGCUAUAUAUAACUUAUAAUUCUUUUCUUUUUUUUUUUUUUUUUUUUUGUUUUUCUAGGUAUUU
This is a messenger RNA of Glossina fuscipes, 1975 nucleotides long. Its product is annotated as protein boule-like. The transcript has 8 exons. The coding region runs from base 1105 to 1725 and encodes 206 amino acids. The record is from RefSeq and is a predicted model, not a curated record. NCBI's taxonomy places the organism in Eukaryota, Metazoa, Arthropoda, Insecta, Diptera, Glossinidae. Gene Ontology annotation, molecular function: RNA binding.